Messenger RNA from Paecilomyces variotii, 1750 nucleotides. Its product is annotated as mitochondrial carrier protein. Gene Ontology annotation, molecular function: glycine transmembrane transporter activity. The transcript is spliced from 2 exons. Bases 277 to 1314 code for a protein of 345 amino acids. Gene Ontology annotation, cellular component: mitochondrial inner membrane; mitochondrion. Gene Ontology annotation, biological process: glycine import into mitochondrion. The record is from RefSeq and is a predicted model, not a curated record. NCBI's taxonomy places the organism in Eukaryota, Fungi, Ascomycota, Eurotiomycetes, Eurotiales, Thermoascaceae.
CCACUUUUUGUUAAGAACCCGUUGCUACCGCCAGCUUCCCCGACCGUCUUUUCAUUUUGCUGCACUCGCUCGCCCUUUCAUUCUCUUGAUCAUUUAUCGGUCCCAGGAUGUGGCCGGCUAUCAGUACGAAUUGAAGUGUCGGUUAAAAACAUCAGGGUGGUUGGCGUUUUUCUUGCUCAUUGAUGAUUCUUCGACCUUGUUAUUGCCAUUGCGGAGUUAUGCUAUCGUCAACUGUCAUUUGAAUUUCAACUUAUCCUUCUUUCGUUUUUCAUCCUCAUGACGAUACCAGCUGCUGCAGAAGCGCAGAAGCGGAUGGCAGAAAUGUCGAAUGGAUCCCCUGCGGGGUCGCAAUUGAAGACGUCGACAUCCUCCAAAACAACCUUUCAUUUUGCAGCCGGCCUCCUCUCAGGACUGACUUCCUCGAUCCUCCUCCAACCUGCGGACCUGCUCAAGACACGCGUUCAGCAGUCUCGAAAGACCGCCUCCCUUCGUACAACCCUUAACGCCAUACUCUCCUCUCCACACCCCAUCCGCAGUCUCUGGCGCGGUACUCUGCCGUCUGCACUCCGAACUGGUUUCGGAUCCGCCCUAUACUUCACAUCCCUCAAUGCCCUGCGUCAGGGCAUCGCGCAAGCUGGGCCCCCCGGCGUCCUUGCCAAUCCCGAACAUGGGAAUUCCCAAGCAGGUGCCCGCUCAUCUGCGCUCCCUAAACUCUCCAACACGGCGAACCUGGCCACGGGUGCUGUCGCCCGAGUGGCUGCAGGGUUUGUUAUGAUGCCCGUAACCGUACUCAAGGUGCGCUACGAGUCCGACUACUAUGCCUAUCGCAGUCUGCUUGGGGCAGCCCGCGACAUCGUGCGCACUGAAGGCUUCCGUGGUCUGUUUGCCGGAUUUGGGGCGACCGCUGUCCGGGAUGCCCCCUACGCUGGACUCUACGUUGUUUUCUACGAGCAGUCGAAGCGACGCCUCGCUGGUCUGAUCGAUUCGAGCGGAGGGGCCAUCCCUCUCUCGUCCUCUUCCCCAUCGAUCAACUUCGCCUCGGGUGCCAUGGCCGCUGGUCUCGCAACCGCCAUAACUAACCCUUUCGAUGCUGUCAAGACCCGUUUACAGCUCAUGCCUGGCAAGUAUGGGAACAUGCUACGCGCAACGCGAUUGAUGAUCCAGGAGGACGGAGUGCGUAGUUUGUUUGGCGGAUUGGGUCUCCGGAUGGCGAGGAAGGCACUUAGCUCGGCCCUUGCGUGGACGGUAUACGAAGAACUGAUCCUGCGAGCGGAAAAUCGCUGGGCACUGAAUGAACAAAAGAUGAGUCUAUAAGGUGGGCCUCAGGCGGUGAUAUGAUAAGUACUGAGUGGGACCAGGAGACUCAUAUAUAUGAGAGUUCUAUGCAGGUUCGCGGAACCGCUGUUUUUCCCUGUAUGUCGUAUGUACGAUGAUUAUGAUGAUGCAGAACCUAUAUAUGUACAACCAUAUUGGAAUGGCGCUGUAUGGACGUCGCGAUUGUUAUUUCCUUUUGUUGCUUUGAAGUUACUGCGUACUGGACUUUAUUGAUAUCCCCUUGGGUAACGUUAAGCAAGGAAUGUGAGAUCACAACUCUACUCGUCAGGUCAUUGAUUUGUCAGGCUUCAGCAGAAUGAAGCAAAGCAUCUAAACGAAGAGAGAAACAGCCAUAACAUUACAAUCAACUCAAGACAGGCCAUUCAUUUCAUCGUGGUAUCAACAAUCGUCACUAACUUCGUCAGAUGGGUGGUAU